Messenger RNA from Erpetoichthys calabaricus (reedfish), 1227 nucleotides. RefSeq names its product olfactory receptor 1E1-like. Gene Ontology annotation, molecular function: G protein-coupled receptor activity. The transcript is spliced from 6 exons. Gene Ontology annotation, cellular component: membrane. The record is from RefSeq and is a predicted model, not a curated record. Lineage: Eukaryota; Metazoa; Chordata; Cladistia; Polypteriformes; Polypteridae. Bases 1 to 1227 code for a protein of 408 amino acids. Gene Ontology annotation, biological process: G protein-coupled receptor signaling pathway.
AUGGAGGAGUGGGGAAUGAUCAGGCAGCCUCCUACAGAUCCCAUAGACGCUGAGAAGGUCCAGUCUGAACAUCAUGGGAGCAGACAGGAGUUACAGGAUAGUUCCAUCAUUUCUAUACCACAGAUCCUCCUGAGAGGUAACAGUCCGGGCAUGAACCAAACCACAGUGUCCACAUCAGAGUUUGUCCUGUUAUGUAGAAUCGACUCCCAGAAGAAGAGCUACACAAUUGCCAUCCUCACUAUGAUCUACCUGAUGACGUUGAUUGGGAACUUCCUGGUAAUUCUGGCCAUUGUAAUGAAUCCUCAGUUGCAAAAGCCCAUGUACAUCGGCAUUGCAACUUUAGCAGCAAUUGAUUUGGUUGGGGGAGCAGAGUCUUUUCUUUUGGGUUUCAUGGCAUGUGACCGCUAUGUAGCAGUUGUGUAUCCACUGCGAUAUUCUGCAAUUCUGACAAAAAGAACCAUCUGGGCUGCUGGUCCGGGCAUGAACCAAACCUUGCUGUCCGUGUCAGAGUUUGUCCUACUUUGUACAGUCGACUCCCAGAAGAAAAGCUACACCAUUGCUAUCCUUAUUAUGGUCUACCUUUUGACGCUGUUUGGGAACGUCCUGGUAGUUUUGGUCAUAGCAAUUAAUCCUCAGCUGCAAAAGCCCAUGUAUGUUGGCAUUGCAACGUUAGCGGUAAUCGACUUGGUUGGCAGCACAAAUAUUACUCCCAAACUAAUUGCUGUCCUUUCAGACUGGACAGCCAUUCCCUAUGGACCUUGUUUGCUUCAGAUGCUCGUAGUGUUAUAUUUAGAGGCAACAGAGUCCUAUCUCUUGGUUUUUAUGGCGUGUGACCGCUAUGUGGCAGUUGUCUAUCCACUUCAAUAUUCUGCACUUAUUACCAAAAGAACUGUCUGGGUUGCAGUCAUUUUACUUUCUUAUACCAGGAUUGCUUAUGCUGCUCUGAAAAUUCCAUCUAUAGAUGGCAAAAGGAAGACAUUUAAUACUUUAAUCACCCAUCUGCUGGUGGUGGGUCUGUCCAAUAUCCCACUUUUCAUCUCCUAUACGUUAACUGGAGUAGGAGUGAAGCUGUCCACUGAAUCGAACAACGCCAUGAUAAUUGUAGCAAAUAUUGUACCGCCGAUGUUCAACCCCAUGAUAUACAGCUUCAGAAACAAGGAGAUACGGGGCAGCAUCCUGAAACUUUUUAAAAGUGCAAAAUGUGAAAAAAAAUGUUUCAAAUUCUAA